ACCCACUAACCGCCGAACGCAGGGCUCAAGCCUUGCCUAAUUGUGCUGGUGCCUACGUUAUAAGGAUAGGGAUAAGAAAGCCACUACAGGGGAAAUGUGGACGGGGUAAGGACGCUUUAUACUACAGGUAUCAUGGCUCUUUAAUAUGGUAUGAUAUCGCUGUGCCAAAUAAUCCGGAGCGUAAGACUGCUGUGGCAGAGGCGCUUUGCUGGUACCGGUCGUUCUCAUCUCGGUGCUGUUCAAUCGUGCCGGCGUAUCAUAGGCACUACCCACAGAGCCCGUAAGGCAGGAUGAUGAUAUAAACGCAUGGUUUCGGCUGUCAAUGCGCAACCCGCAGGCUAGACUGCGAGAGCUAUAAAACUUGCAAUGGCCACGUUAAGAGAGGAGCUGGUGUCCGUUCGGGAUAAAACCCAUGCUCAAGGCUACGUGGCUUCCCAGACGCCGUCUCCGGCGAGAUUCUCGCCGAGACCGAGAGCGUAGAGAAGUUCCGAAUGGACACGCUUCAGCUUCUCGUGAGCCCCAUCAGCGUUCUCGACUCUGAGACUAGUAUCCAGCAAGCUCGCUCUGCACAGAACCUCACGCUGCUAGCGGCCGUGUAUGUCCCGCUAAGCUUCGUGACGCGUAUUUUCGGCACGAACGUUCGGGAGAUAAGAGUCGCCGGUAUCAGGGUGGGUGUGCGUAGUGACAUUGGAGAUGACAGUUGCGUUCACAGCCGGCAUGUUCCUGGCUUAUAACGCACGGGAGAAACACUCUCACGAGAUGGACGACAAGACAAAGUGGUCUUGGGAGGAAAGAGACAAUGGCAGCGACGGUAUGGCCAACUCACCCUGUUUUCCAUAGAACCAUCCUUUAUGGCAGCGGGAAUCAGCAGCGAAAUCAAUACAUAUCAAAUGGAACCACUCGACCGCACGACACGUAUAUUUUCUCCUAUCUACCCUCCUCCGGCGGGCGCACGCGGGGGCGCGCGCGACAGCUCUCGACGAAGGCGAGGACCUCGGUGUUAAAGCGGUCGGGCUCCUCGUAGAACAUCCAGUGGCCGGAGCCGAACAGGACGAGGCGGGCGCGGCCGGCUCCGCUCGCGUGCUCGACGCGCGCGGCGACCUCGCGCAUCCCCGCGAGCGGGAAGCAGCCGGUGCGGCGGCCGGCCAGGACCAGGGCCGGCGCGGCGAGCGCCUCGAGCGCCUCGCGGUGGUCGUAGCGCGUGUGGUCGGCGAGCAGGCGCGCGAGCCACGCGCCGUCGCAGCGCGCGCUGAUCGCCGCGAAGAAGGCCGCGUCCGCGUCCGCGUCCGCGCCCGCCCCGUCGCCCGCCUCCGGCGCGUGCCGGUACCCCAGGCACGACGCCGCGAGCUCGCGCCC
This is a messenger RNA of Durotheca rogersii, 1356 nucleotides long. RefSeq lists its product as uncharacterized. The transcript has a single exon. Lineage: Eukaryota; Fungi; Ascomycota; Sordariomycetes; Xylariales; Xylariaceae. The record is from RefSeq and is a predicted model, not a curated record. The coding region runs from base 492 to 734 and encodes 80 amino acids.